Molecule: messenger RNA, 448 nt
Organism: Prionailurus viverrinus (fishing cat)
Lineage: Eukaryota; Metazoa; Chordata; Mammalia; Carnivora; Felidae
Gene: SLURP2
Product: secreted LY6/PLAUR domain containing 2
Exons: 3
Coding region: 45-332 (95 amino acids)
Molecular function (GO): acetylcholine receptor inhibitor activity
Source: RefSeq, a predicted model, not a curated record
UGGCAGCCUGGCUGCCCGGGGCACCAGCCUCUCUCCGGGACACCAUGCGGCUGCUCCUCGGGCUCCUGCUGGCUGCCGCCCUGAGCCUGGAGCUGGCCCAAGCCUUGAUGUGUCACCAGUGCAAGGACUUCGGAGGGUGCACCCGUGCGUUCAGAUGCCCACGGAACUCCAACUACUGCGUCACCAUCGCCACCCGGGUCCCCUUUAGCCUCAUCGACAUGCCUAUGGUGACCAAGUCGUGCCAGACCAGAUGCCCCGACAUCUCUACCCUGGGCCUCGGCCCCCACGUGUCCAUUGUCUGCUGCCAGUACAGCCUCUGCAACCAUGACUGAGCGCCCCUCCACCCGCAGCCGCUGCCCCUGCUCACAGAGCCGAUGCCGCGCCCCGGCCCCCAGGCAGACCCUGCUCCCCCCGCAGCUGAGAUGGGGCCCAGGGGCCGGGGGGCGCU